AUGAAACCAACAAGCAGCACCAAGAACUCUAGAAACAUCCAUGUAUUUCGAGUGAAUCGCUCUGUGAAAACCAAAGAACGACAGCAGAGUAAUACAAACACAAAGCCUGCUGCCGUGAAUUCUCGGACCAGUUUAUCUGCUGAAACAAAGCGAUUGAUAUGUGAAGACCAUGACAGUAAUCCAAAGUAUACGCAGGAAGCUCUUGCAAAGAAAUACGGCUGCAAACGAACUACUGUUGCAAAAAUUAUAAAGUCCAAGGAGAGAUGGCUAUCCAUUGCUAGCGAUGCUGCUAUUGCUAAACGCUUUCGCCAAAGAGGCUCAAGAUACCCCCUAGUAGAAAAUGCAUUGGUGUUGUGGCUAGAGAAAGAAGACAACUUGGCCAGCAUCACAGAUCAAAUGCUUCGAUACCAAGCUCGCCAGUACGCUCAAACUUUCUCAACGGAAGGGUCGAUAGGUUCAGAGGAUUUUAAGGCAUCAAGCUCUUGGGUGGCCAAUUUCAAGCAAAAAUACUUGAUUCCUAAACUAGCGAAAUUAGAGAGCGAGAGUCCGAAAUCAGAGUCGAAUCAUGUUCCUGAAUCAAUCGAAAUAAGAGGCCAACACAGAGGCACUUACGGAAACUCUGUGCAUAAUUUUACAUCCGUUUUUUCUGUGGGACCACCACUGCCAACAAAAGCACAACAUGUACAUAUCCCAUCAUCGGAUCCCACGUCAAACUCAACGGACAGCCAUACAACUGUGGAAGAGUGGAGCCCUGAAAACAAAGGCUCUGCUGGUGAAGAUGACAACACAUCCACCGUGUCAUCUUAUGCUGUUGCUGAACACGAAAAAGACUCAGAAAUAUCGUCGACAGAGCAAGAUGAAGAGCUUGAGGAAGCUGCCGUGGACUAUACAGAUGAUUUUGAUGAACCCAAUUUUGGCAAUGAUACAGCCAAAGCAUCCGCCGACGUGCUAACCCCACAGGUAACUCAACGUGAUCACACUACUGAAUCUACGCCUCAACCAUCACUGCCACCAUCUCUGCCAAAUAGCUCCAAAUUGAGUGCCAAAGAGCAUCUGGAGGCAGCAUUAGCAUUUUAUACCAGCCAAAACGACAGUAGCACAUCCAUGUCAGCCAACAUGAUUAAACUCAUUCUUCAAAACGAUUUCGUAUAA
Molecule: messenger RNA, 1152 nt
Organism: Mucor velutinosus
Lineage: Eukaryota; Fungi; Mucoromycota; Mucoromycetes; Mucorales; Mucoraceae
Exons: 2
Coding region: 1-1152 (383 amino acids)
Cellular component (GO): nucleus
Molecular function (GO): DNA binding
Source: RefSeq, a predicted model, not a curated record